AUGCCUGCGGCGCCGAUUUCCGCCCCGGCGCCCUUCCACCUAACGGCGCUGGACCGAGAGAUCCUGUCUCAGACAGACGAGGAGUUCGUCUACCAUGACUGGGACAAUCUGAAAUGCAUCAUAGCUGCCAAUUCCCUCCAUCUCUUCAAGAGAAAACCGUCUGACUUGGCCAACUAUAUCAAGUGGUCAGCCGACAUCAAAGGACUGUACGAAACUAUCACGAAUUAUAUCUGUCUCGAACGCCUUCACUGGCCCCUCGACCUCGAUCCCGACACCCACUGUGCCAACGCAACACCCUUUGCUGAUGCUCGAGAUUAUAAAAUUCUUCGGAAUGAUUGGCCUUAUGGCGUUACCCCCGACGUCACCCAUGUCGUGGUGUGGGUGAAGAAUCGGAUUGCUGUGGAUGAGCGUAUUGGUGACCUUACUCCCGAAUCUAGAGCGCUGAUUGAUGCGUUUGUGCAGAAGGUGUUCGUGGGUCGAUUGGUGGGUGAGUUUACGGAUGCGAAGGACCGCGUAAUGUGGUUCAAGAACUGGACGUCGCUGCAGAGUGUAAGGUCUCUAGAGCACAUCCAUGUACUUGUGCGGGAUGUUCCCGAAGACGUCGUUUCAGAAUGGACGGGAGAGCCGCCCCGAAAACUUAGUGAUCCUACUGUAGGAAUGGAAAAGGCAGCUUUGCUAAAAGCUGCCUCUUAG
Ophidiomyces ophidiicola is the source of this 693-nucleotide messenger RNA. RefSeq lists its product as uncharacterized. Gene Ontology annotation, cellular component: cytoplasm. Bases 1 to 693 code for a protein of 230 amino acids. Lineage: Eukaryota; Fungi; Ascomycota; Eurotiomycetes; Onygenales; Onygenaceae. Gene Ontology annotation, biological process: N-acetylglucosamine metabolic process. The record is from RefSeq and is a predicted model, not a curated record. The transcript has 2 exons.